AAGCCAUUAGUAUACGCGUGCUAUAAGUCGCCUGAUGGAUAUACGUUAACGUUAGUGCAACUGUGAUUGGUAAAUUUGGUGUGGUAUAUAAAAAAAGCAUAAUGUUGCGUCUACGGAAAACAAUAACACUAAUAAUGAUACUGCAGGCUACACAUUCAUCAUCGAUAGAGCAUCCGCAGAGCUACUCGCUGUUCAAACGUGGAGUUGUACUCGGUGAUAUGACAUACAGCUAUGCCUCAACCGAUAUGGGAUCAUCGAAUGGAGGUCGUGUGAAAACAGUAACUGUCAUCAAAAAUGUAUCCGUUCCCAAACCCACCAGUAUGGUAUUCAGCGAUCGCACUGAACAGUUUUUCGACAAGUUUGAUCAAAAUGGUCACAAAAAUCACGAGCACGUUCAGUACUGGCCCGCCGACGAAACAAAUAAAAUGAAGAAAGCUACCAUAGUUCCACCGUCGUUUACUAUACCUGAAACAGAAGACUUCUCCAUUGAGGAAUUCAAACAUCCGAUGGAGCUGAUAGACAUAGUAAAAAGUGCUGCGAAAACACAAAACAAGCUGUUGAAAAAACUUCCUUCGGAUGACACCGGUCCUGUAGUUUUUCCUGCAGAUACUCAAUCAAUGAAGAAGAAAAACAACGGAGUGGUAACUGUUGCCAAAGAUUAUACCAGCGUAUCGGCUUCCGAUCCUAAAGAACGCAGCAAACCUAAAACUGCAAGUAAACUCAGCACGAAAGUUGAAACGUCAGCACAAGAAAACCAACCGAAAAGUUAUGGCUCCACAGACACAAGUGACUUCUAUCAUGACGAUUUUGAACAAACUGAAUACGUUUAUUUUCCGGAAAAGAACACUUACACUCUAAAAUCAAUUUCCAAAGCCCCUACGGCAAUAAAGAAUAAAAUAAAAAAUACAGCUUAUGCCUACAAAGAUCCUUCUCCGCCCAGCAAAAUUGACUUUACUCUUUACAGUACCCCUAACGACACAACUGUACCAGAUCUGCUCUUCUCUGAGCUGGCCAAUGCCGUUGCCAGUCGGAACAUCUCUAUGAUCAAAUCUUUGGCUGGACAGUUGGAUGAGCCGUAUGUGUAUCCACAAUUCGACUUUGAAUCUCUGAAAACGGACGAGUACGGUCCACUGGCACUAGCCUUCAAAGAUAAGGGCAAGCUUGACUCACCUGCGUCAACCACUGUUCCGAAAUUCGACUUCGUAGAGGCGUCAACCGCGACCAGCCCGAUGACGACGACAACGUUGGCCACGACGACGACUCCAAAGAAACUUUUACCUAAGUACAUUGCACCCCGACUAAGGGGAUUCAAAAGGUUUUCAUCUAGAAAACAAUAGUUAUGCCAUCUCAACUUAGUGAAUAGUAAAUAAUUUAUUAGAUUUCAAAUUGAACUUUGUUACACAUUUAUAAGUUGUUGAUGAAAUACACAAUUUUGUUACGG
Messenger RNA from Wyeomyia smithii (pitcher-plant mosquito), 1441 nucleotides. RefSeq lists its product as uncharacterized. NCBI's taxonomy places the organism in Eukaryota, Metazoa, Arthropoda, Insecta, Diptera, Culicidae. The transcript has 2 exons. Bases 102 to 1337 code for a protein of 411 amino acids. The record is from RefSeq and is a predicted model, not a curated record.